Messenger RNA from Sparassis crispa, 2184 nucleotides. RefSeq lists its product as hypothetical. Lineage: Eukaryota; Fungi; Basidiomycota; Agaricomycetes; Polyporales; Sparassidaceae. Bases 1 to 2184 code for a protein of 727 amino acids. The record is from RefSeq and is a predicted model, not a curated record. The transcript has 9 exons.
AUGGCUGAAACGGAUGUUCUCCGUGCCCUCUGCAAUCUCCUAGAGAAGGAAAAACGCUACCACGAGUCCCUUUACAACAAACCAUUAACAGGCCACCUACAGCUAUUUCCACCGAAAUUGGGAGUGAACACAGACGGCGGUCACGCUUUCAACUGUACUGUCCAUCUGAGAGAGUAUGAAAAUUAUCUGGAGCUAGUUCCUGAAGGUUUCCUGUCAGACGCGAACGAGGCCGCUCAAACAGAAGAUGAACCUUGGUCGUACCUUUCGAAACCUCUGCAUCAGGGGAACGUCAUCGCGAAAGUGAGAGGCAACGAGUUGUUCCUGGCCUGCGGAUAUCAUGGAGUGAGGAUGAACCUUGGCGUCGAUGCAUGCAUGCUGCGCUUUGGGAAUGAUAACCUUGCCAGUGUAUCAGAAGCCAUCUCCGGGACAAGCGGAAACGUGUUGAACCGUGACCGAAUUGGAUCCUUCCUUACCUCAAACGCCUUCAUGCCACGAGACUCAAAUAGGAUACCGGGCAUCGAUCGUAUGAACAUUGUUGCAGCUGUCAACUGUGCCACUUUCUCCUACGUUGUAAUAGACUUCGCCGACUCUGUCAAUAUCAGCGUCAUCAGUCUCGGUCGUCACUGGCAAGAAUCAGAUAUUGACCCGCAGUCCCAGUUGUGGCAGUCCAUAUGGAGUCCUGACCACGGCCCAGAUUGGAUUGACGAGGCUCACGCCGCAGAACAGCGUCUUCUUGAAUGGAGAGACUCAAUACUCCAGGAAAUCGGCGGUAUCUCCGCUCGCUAUCCCAUUGUGUACACUAUGUGCGACAAGAAGUGUGUCUUCAACGGCUUCGGCCGUCGCAUCGCUCACGACCUGCUGCACGAGCUUGGUUUGUGGCCUGGUACUCCAGCACACCUCGUGUGUCAAGACGAGCUGUACGAGACUUUCAGAGACGGAAUCGUCUCGUACAUGAAGCAAUGGAACUCUCUCGAGUUUCUGGAACGUGUCGCAAGCUCGCCGAACUCCACAAAUCCGCUGCAGUUCGGUCACAAGGCGUACGCGAACUACAUGUCGUGCUUCGUGCAUGUCUAUCAUAAACAGAAGGUGCGGGUCUCUGGUGCUUAUUAUAACAAAUUGUAUUCUGCGGGUUUGCUUGAUCGGAAACAUACCAUUGGGGAGCCUUAUCAUUACGAUCCACGAAAAUUACGCAACAAGAAUGAUACGUAUUUGCCUAUUUUCGUGUAUUCGCAAGGCGGAUUCAAGAUAUACUCUGUUAUCCGUGCGAGGCCUCCGAGAGAAUGGCUAUCCCAAGGCGGACGUGGUGAUUUGGCACUGGAUGGACGACAUUCGCCGUGUAAGAUGAGUUUCGGUUACACGCAAGUUCAUGUUCAAGUCGAGAACAUGCUUGACUCCUCACUUGCACAGAGGGGAAGGCGGCGGAAGCACCAGUCUGGAAGACGUGGACGCCCUGCAAAAGAUCCGAAGAUGUCCGAAUUGCGGGACCAAAUGAACGUAGGACUCGCAUUCCGCAAGAAGAUGUUAGCCCAGUUAGAAGCAGAGCGAUUGGAAGACGAAGCUACAGAUCCUGACCAAGAACUUGUGACACAUGAUGUGGAGUACGGCUCCGACUGCUCUGGCGUAUUCACGAAUCCAGAAGCGAAUAUGCAUGAUCAUCCAAGCGGUUCGUCGAGGAGUUAUCCGGAGACCAGACCACUACAAUUUCAUGUGGGUCGUGCGAAGACGCGCGGACUAUCACGCCUUAAGUCGGAGGGCGUGCCGGUCGAAUACGAGAGCGACGGCUUGCCACAAGGUCUGGAAGACGAGGAAGACGAGGAGGCGCAAAGUGAACAGGAGGUCAACGACAUACUGGACGAGCUGAAAGUCAAACGCGAAACAGAGGAUGUGUCCUUCGACGCGGAGAGCGGGUGUCUGCUAGUCCGAUCGAGAAGCGUGGAUUCGCAAUUGCAAAGGGAGGGCGAGGACACUCCGACCAGAUUGGAUAGUGCUAGUGGAGGGCUACCCGCUCAGUUCGAUUUCGAAGCCGUGUCAAUGAACGACAGCGAGAGCUUAACCAGGAUCGCGAAGGAAGAUCUCUCUGUCAAUCCCCAGUGCGAGGAUGGCAGGGCCCGAUCCAAUACCAGGCCACUUAUGGAUGCAGAACUGCUGCUGAACGAACGCGGCAAGCGGCGCAAGCUUGCAUAA